Schistosoma margrebowiei is the source of this 3091-nucleotide messenger RNA. The record is from the annotation of a GenBank genome assembly. Lineage: Eukaryota; Metazoa; Platyhelminthes; Trematoda; Strigeidida; Schistosomatidae.
AAUGGACGGUGCCAAUGGAUCGUUGACCGUUUGCUUACCUUCGGUCGGUUAGAUUCUAUUCCCAAAGAUGACGGUUACAUACUCGUCGGUUGUGGCAACUGCGAAAUAUUGGACUUUUAUAAGAUUAUUGUUUAUGUGGAAAGGAAGCGUUUAUCGUCUGGUUUGGUUCGAGUUUUUGGUCUUCGUCGGUAUAUACUCCGUUUUAUCUGUUACAUACAGGUUUAUCCUCAGUGCUACACUGAAGAGGUAUUUUGAGCUAUUGUGCAUCUAUUGUGGCCAGUACAACGAAACGGUUCCUGUAGCAUUCGUUUUGGGCUUUUACGUUUCACUUAUUGUUCAACGUUGGUGGGAACAGUUCCUAGCAUUACCAUGGCCUGAUCGUUUGGCUUUGUUUAUAACAGCUUUUUGUCAUGGGAACGCUGAACGCCCAACAAGAAUUAGACGAAAUAUAGUUCGAUAUAUCAAUCUGUCUUAUUGUAUUGCUUUACGUGCAAUCUCAUCUCGAGCUCGCUUGCGUUUUCCAACAGAAGAACAUCUUGUUACUGCAGGAUUGAUGACACAAGAAGAAUUGGAUAUUUAUCGUAGUACUCAACCCAGCGAAUAUACUUUAUACUUUGUUCCGUUAGUAUGGGCCCUAGAUAUGGUUACAAAAGCUCGUGAAGAAGGCUACAUACGCUUUGAUAGAGCUGUUGAAAUUUUGACGAAUGAAAUCACAUCAUUUCGUAGUAAAUUAGGUACAAUAUUUGCUUAUGAUUGGGUUAAUCCUCCACUUGUAUAUACCCAAACUGUAACAAUUGCUGUAUAUGGAUAUUUUGGUACAUGUUUACUUGCAUGGCAGUAUUUAGACCCAUCAAAAGAAUAUGAAGGUCAUGAUGUUGAUAUUUAUGUGCCAAUUUUCGGUUUACUUCGUUUCUUCUUCUAUAUUGGAUGGCUGAAGGUUGCAGAGUCAUUAAUUAAUCCAUUUGGUGAAGAUGUUGAUGAUUUUGAAAUUGAAUAUUUAAUUGAAAGAAAUUUACAAGUUUCUUAUCUAAUUGUUGAUGGAAUGCAUCAUGAGCAUCCUGAUCUUGUACGUGAUGCAUACUGGAAUACUACAGACAUUGUACUACCAGACUGGACAAAAAUUGCAACUGAUGGAGGUGCUGCAGAAGCCAAUUUGGACGCAUCAGACGGAGCUGAUAAAUUUAUUGGUUCGUUAGCCAAUAUUGAUGUUACCGAACGUAGACCAAGUGUAUUAUUUUGGAAUAGUUCAAAUCUGCACCGACGAAGGACAUCUUCAACGAGUGCAAAAUAAUUCCUAUUAUUAUUCCAGUUGGAUUGGAGGUGUAUUGUUAGCGGAACAUAGACUGGAUUAAAGCAUGCUCAAUGCACGAUUGCUUUGCUGUACGCUGAUUGGCUAAUUCUUAUCCAAUCAGCAUCAGUUGAUACUUGGAGAAUACUCUAGAAUCUUCUCAUGUAAAAACUAUAAAUAUACUAACAUUUUCCCUAUUGUGCUUACUUACUUGCUUCCAUCUAACCUUGUUAUUUGGAAUAUAAUCUCUUUCCUGUUCAACCAUGUUCUGAUUUGGGGACUUGUCGAGUGAUUUGGUGUUCAAGAAUACUAAACAAUAGGAAUAGCUGGGUUAUAACCGUAAGAAAGAGAGUAUAACAUGUAUCUAUUAUUCCAAAGAUAAUUAUUGAUUAUUGUGUACAUCUAUCUCCAAUUGUUGUUGUUAUUGUCAUUAGUGCUUUUUAAUUAUCAUGUUCAAAGUUUAAAUUCCAAAUAUUGAUUUUAUUAUUUUUCUCUUUUUCUCUAGAAGAUCUCCAUAAAUAUCAUAAACAAGAAUUUUGAGAGUAGAUCUAUGACUUACAUAGAGAUAUAUCUUAAUGACAUAUGGAAAACAUCUUUUUUUUUUUAAAAAAGAUGAGUAUUACUUGUAUUUUUUAUUUUUCAUCUGCUAAUGUGGUAUAGCAACUCGAACUGAUGUACGUACGUACUAAGUUCUACGUUGUUACUGACUGACUGACUGUAUAAUCCAUAAUGAAUUAACUAAAUUUUGGUGUUAUUGUUGAUCUAAAAUAAUGUAAGAAAUCUUUUUGUAAUUUAAUUUGCCUUAAAAUUGAGAUUUUCAUUGACAUUGAAUAAAAACAAAUAACUUUGUUCCAUAAAAGUGAAAGAACGAUGAUGAUGAUGAUUGGAUGGGAAUAUAUGAAGUACAAUCUUUUUUCCAUACUUUGAAGAGUUCAAUUAUUCAUCUUGAAUAUAAGAGUUGGAUGUGUAUUGUAAAAACAAUCGUAUUGAAAUGUUAACAUAAUAAACAAACAUUAUAAUUAAAAAAAUUUAUUACUUAACCAUAAUCCUAAAUACAAAGAUUUUUCUAUUAUAAACUUUGUGUUUUACUAAAUAGUAGAUUUUUCCUCCAUGAUUUUUAGUUUCAUAAUUAUGAUAGUUACUAUGGAGAUUGUCAUAUAUAUAAUUACUAUUAUUGACUGUUAAAUGUUCGUUUAGGUUUGAUCUUGAUCUUCUGACACCAUUCUGUUCUCUACUUGUAUGAAACACUGAUUUUCGUUCUUAGAUACAUUGCUGCACGCACAUACUUCUUGUUCUCACUUAUCAGUUGCAGUUAUUUGCGUUUGCAGACAUUCCCAUUACAUGAUUAUUUAUUUUGGAUUAUAUCUAUCGUAUUUGGAACUAUUGGCUAAUUCUUAUAAUUGUCGAUUACGAGACCAAAACUCGAACACACAUCCUACUAACUGCUUAAUUAAAGUCCCGCAAUUUUUUCUUUGUGAGUAUUUAUAUUUGUGUAUAUUAUCAAUUGUCUUGAUACUUUUUGCAUCAUUUUGGAAUUCAGUAUUAAGCUCAUUGAAUUUUUUAUCACCUAUCUGCUGUAAUUUAGACAUUCACCCACUAUGUAAAAGUAUGUGUGAGUCUAAUUGAGCUCAAUCUUUAUCUAUCCGCCCAUUGGUUGUUUACACAAUCAACGAAUUACUCAUAGUUAAUCAGCGCUCAUAAAAUGCAUAGAUUUCUUGACCUUUACACUCUUGCUUCCCAGUGCAUUUGCCUUUUGCGUGCUCGCGAAUUUUAUUAAUUAUUAUUAAUACACUCACUAUCCCA